Phytophthora megakarya is the source of this 1044-nucleotide messenger RNA. NCBI's taxonomy places the organism in Eukaryota, Oomycota, Peronosporomycetes, Peronosporales, Peronosporaceae. The record is from the annotation of a GenBank genome assembly.
CGAGCCCAGGUUACGAAGAUUGUGGAAGAGUUACAACCACAGAGAGACACCGAGGGUGUGGAGUCAGCUGAGGAUGCUACACCUGGGGUAUACUCCCCGAGCGUGACUGGCUCACUCAUGGCUGUCGAAGUUCCGCCUGAAUCUGUCAUCCUUGAUGCCGACAUCCAGGAUGGCGGAGAGGUUGCCAAUUCGGGAUCCUGUGUAGAAGUCCCAGAGAAGAUGGCUCAGAAAUUUGAAUGCGACGUAUUCCAGGAUGACCCGAGUAUAGAAGAUGAGGAUUUCGAGUUACCUUCUUCUGCCGCACCCGGAACACCGCUUGCAAGACUUGAUGCAGCGUAUGCCAGGUGUAUGCGGUUGAAGGAUCAGCUGGUUAUGCUCCCCGACUUAGACGAUCUCUCUCCUGAAUGUGACAUCGAGGCUGCUGACGUUGGAGAACCAGGCGAGAGCACGGAAGCUCAAGAAAGGCAGCUGAAGGUCAUUCUGAAAAGACACCAGAAGAUCUUUUUAGGUGACGGAAAUGCUGCCCCGCCUCCGGCGAAGGGCGUCAUCUGUGAUUUAGAUGUGGGCGAUGCCAGGCCAGUUGCCCAAAGACCCCGAUCGGUCGGUCCACACUUCGCAAUCAAGGUGUACAAGUUACUGAAGAAGCUCCUGGAAGCUACACUGAUUGAACACUCUGAAUCGCCAUGGGCAUCCCCAAUUGUGAUCGUACUCAAGAAGAACGGAGUGGACAUUCGAAUGUGCAUCGACUAUCGAGUCGUGAACAGCUUCAUUCAAUUGUUGAACUACCCACUACCACUGAUCGAUGAUCUUAUUACUGGUUUCGAAGGAAUGAUGUGGUUUAUGAGUCUUGAUAUGGCGAGUGGUUUCUGGGCGGUCCGAAUGACCGAGAGAGCUAAGCUGAUCUCGGCGUUUACCUGUCCAUUCGGGCAUUUCCAAUGGGAAGAAGCGCUCGUGGAUCAGGAUGUGUUAGACUACCUGAAGCUGAAUUCUCAGUCGCCAAGUCUCAGUCACCGAGUGAUGAAAUGGAUGCAGGGCGCAGCAUGA